AUGUUCGACGGUUCAGAACUCCGAGAAUGGAUUUAUCGCUGCGAACAGUUCUUCUCAAUUGACAGUACACCACCAGAGUUGAAGGUUCGUCUCGCCUCUCUUCACAUGACGGGCAAAGAACUCCCAUGGCAUCACUCAUAUCUCGCAAAUCGCUACAACAUCUUCCCACUAUGGCCGGAAUAUGUUGCUGCAGCAUCUUACCGUUUCAGCGAACUUUAUGAUGAUCCCUUAUCAGAAUUAGUCAGCUUGAAACAAGUCAACGAAUCCGUCGAUGAGUAUUUGGAGAAGUUUGAUAGUGCCAUGACUAGGAUCACGCUAGCUCCGGCUCACGCACUAAGCAUAUUUUUGACAAACAUACACCAACACCUAGCUUUUCAUGUGCGCCAAUUCAAAGUCAAUUCAAUACCAGAAGCAGCAAAAAUAGCUAAACUACACGAGCUAUCCCUGUCGCACACGUCUACAAAGCCACCUCGUACUAUCUUUAAUUCAUCUCAGAGAUCAAACUUCUCACAAUCCAACAAAUAUCAACACAGCAACUCAACAGCAAUAGCGACUACCAAUGUCGGCAGUCAAAAUAAUAAACCCCUAAUCGCCAACACUCCUCAAAAGCGGCUCUCUUUCGAAGAGAUGCAGGAGCGAAAACGAAAGGGUUUAUGCAUGUUCUGUGAGGAACCAUUCACACCGGGUCAUCAACUUAAACAUCGGCAUGCUGAGAUCUUAUUCUUAGAAGCUGAUACAGAGUUUGAUGAAGAAAUUGCGUUAGAGGAACAGAUACGAGAAACAACUCUCGCUGAUGAAGAUGACAAAGUUCCUACUAUCUCUGUGCAUGCUUUAAACGGGUGUCCGACAUUCAACUGCAUGCGUUUAAUGGGUCAAUACGGAAAGAGGAAGCUCCAUAUAUUAAUCGACCGAGGCAGUACUCACAACUUCCUCGAUAUACAAAGGGCUAAAGGCUUAGGGUGCUCAUUGACCCCAACCAAACCGAUGUCAAUAGUAGCAGCAAGCGGUGACUUGAUCACCAAGUAUAAAUGCAAUCCUUUUACGUGGAAGAUGCAGGGAUAUGGAUUCAGCACUGAGAUUAGGACGUUACCGCUAGGAUGUAGCGAACUGGUGCUAGGCGUCCAAUGGCUAUCAACAUUGGGACCAAUUCUCUGGGAUUUUCUAAACCUACGUAUGGAAUUUACUUUCCAGGGUCGCAAACACGUACUGAGAGGAAUAUCACCCAAUAGCGCCAAGAUAAUCACAGGAAGCAGUCUCAACAAACUAAUGCUACAGGAACCUCAGAUUUCUCUUCUUCAUCUUCGCGAACUGGAUAAUACACAGAGAUCACUCGACUCUGAAACAAUCUUAUACCACAUAGAAGCUAGUGGAGAAAACAGAGACGAUAGUGGAUCAUUGCAACAACUGUUGUCCUCUUUUGCUGACAUCUUUGAGGAACCGACCACACUACCACCAUACCGGGAAGGUUUUAACCACAAAAUCCCGCUGGAAGCAGGAGCAAAUCCUGUUAGCUUGCGCCCUUAUCGGUACUCUGCGUUACAAAAGGACUCGAUUGAUAAGAUGAUUCGAGAGAUGCUUGAUCAAGGCAUCUUUCAGUACAGCUCCAGCCCUUAUGCAUCUCCUAUAGUGCUCGUUAAAAAGAAAGACGGGUCUUGGAGACUCUGCGUCGACUACAGAUGCCUCAACAAGCAAACCAUCAAAGACAAAUAUCCAAUACCGCUACUAGAGGACUUACUCGAUGAACUGGGAGGUUCUAAAUUCUUCUCCAAGUUGGACUUAAGAGCUGGAUUCCAUCAACUCCGAAUGUCACCUGACGACGUGCAUAAGACAGCCUUCAAAACACACUCUGGCCAUUUAGAAUACCUCGUUAUGCCCUUUGGUCUUACAAACGCGCCAUGCACAUUCCAAGGCCUUAUGAACCACGUCUUUGAGCCAAUACUUCGGAAUUUUCUUCUAGUUUUCUUCGACGACAUACUCAUCCAUAGCAAAAGUUGGGACGAUCACCUCGAACACUUGGAUAUGGUUUUUUCUAUACUCCGACAUCAACAGUUAUACCUCAAGAUGUCUAAGUGUACCUUCGGCUCUACAAGAAUUGAAUAUCUUGGUCACUUCAUAUCUAAUGAGGGCGUCAGUACCGACCCUACCAAGAUAAAAGCUGUGGAGAGUUGGCCUACUCCAACGAACCAGAAACAAGUUCGCAGCUUCUUGGGUCUCGCAAAUUAUUAUCGAAGGUUUAUACAGGGAUAUAGCAUUAUUGCUCGCACUCUUACUCUACUACUUCGUAAAGAUGGAUUCACAUGGGGACCAGAUGAAUCAACAGCUCUCUGUUUGCUUAAGGAAGCACUUACUUCUGCACCUGUCCUCGCGUUACCAGGUUUUACAAAGACAUUUAUUGUCGAAACCGACGCCUCGAACACCGGCAUUGGUGCAGUGCUCAUUCAGGAUAAUCAUCCUAUAUGCUACAUCAGUCGAGCUUUGGGAAAGCGCCAUGAAGGGUUAUCAGUUUAUGAGAAAGAAUUGCUUGUUGUUGUUCAUGCAGUGCAAACUUGGAGCCCUUACUUGACUCAUAACAAGUUUAUCAUUCGGACAGACCAAAAAAGCCUAAAGUUCUUACUGGAGCAGAAGAUCACUACCCCUUUUCAACAUAUGUGGUUGUCAAAAUUGAUGGGAUAG
This is a messenger RNA of Brassica oleracea var. oleracea, 2673 nucleotides long. RefSeq lists its product as uncharacterized. The transcript has a single exon. NCBI's taxonomy places the organism in Eukaryota, Viridiplantae, Streptophyta, Magnoliopsida, Brassicales, Brassicaceae. The record is from RefSeq and is a predicted model, not a curated record. The coding region runs from base 1 to 2673 and encodes 890 amino acids.